AAGCCUUGAAGUAUGUUGAAAAACAUUAGAUUAGUGUGAUGUAUUCUGCACAACAAGUUUGAACGUUUGCCCGAAACUUUAAACAAAAUAAAAUAUAACAAGUUUUCAGUUAGACGUGUCAAUUUAUUUGUUAUUAUAUUUUGUCCAAGUUUUCUUCUCACGUUUUGCGGAAAACAUUCGUUCGAGUUAUAAACUAUAAAGUGACCAUGGGUACAGAGAAGACUGAUCCAAGAAUUUUCAAACCUUUUGGAAAACCUCAGAUAACUCCCUUUGGGGUUCUUUUACACGGGCUAAAACCAGUUCUUCAGGAUGCACGGGGAAGGAAGAUUUUAGUGUUAGGCAUUUUCAACACUGUUUGUACAGUUAUAUUACUAGUGUGGUGUAAAACAACAAACAGUAUAGGACUUACUGCAUACACGUAUUUGGCAUUGUUUGACAUACUCAGUUUAGCAACUUGCUUGCUCAGUUUAUGGGUAGAACAACAGAAGCCUAAUGUGGUAUUUACAUUUGGAUAUGAACGAUUUGAAGUGUUAUCGGUGUUUGCAUCAACUAUCCUUGCUCAGUUAAGCAGUCUUUUUAUCGUGAAAGAAAGUUUGGAACGUUUUCUUCAGCAACCAGAAAUUCAUUUAGAGAGAUUUUUGCCAGCUUUGGCUCUUGCAUUUUUUUGUCACCUGGUGGUUUGUUAUGGAAUGAAUAAUAGAGCAUUCAAUCAUGUUACUGCAGCCUCAGGAUCCAGCUGGCUUCAGGAACACGUAGCCGAAAUGAGCCAAAGUAUUUGCCACAUAAUUCCUGGUUUGAGUACCUUUCUUCUACCCCGAGUGAAUCCCUUUGUCUUGCUGGGUUGGACAGGAGGAGCCACAUUGUUUGCAUCUCACUUGUUGAUAGAAGUUUACAACUAUUCUCUGGCAGAUACUAUAGCUGCUAUAUUCAUAGCUAUGAUGGUGUGUGUGACCAUGUUUCCAAUGAGUGUGUAUAGUGGAAGGAUUUUGUUACAGACUACACCCUCGUACAUUAUUGGGCAACUCGACAAAUGUUUGCGGGAAGCAUCAACUUUGGAUGGAGUUCUCGAGUUUCGAAAUGAAUGUUUCUGGACACUGGCAUUUGGAGAUUUGUCUGGGACAGUUCACGUAAGGGUCAGAAGAGAUGCCAAUGAACAACUAGUCUUAGCUCAUCUAGUGGAUCGACUUUCUAAUCUCGUAUCAGAUCUGACCAUUCAGGUUUUCAAAGAUGAAUGGGCAUGGAGCACAACAACCUUACAGGUUCUUAAUGAAUCGGCACUGAAAUUUCCUUCCUUAGCCCCCAGCAUAACCAGUACGAUAUCGCUAACAACGAGAUCACCCGUCACGACAGGAUAUCCUAGUUUGUAUGGUGGUAAUUCUCAAGUACAAAAGAUUCCACCACCUCAGACUCUUAAUCCACCAAGUUUCUCUCCCACAUCAUGGAAUCAGCAGUUUGGUUUUUCGUCGACUUACCUUUCUCCAGCUUCAGCAAGACAACCACUGGACGUAAAAACUAAGAACUAUAGUCCAUCACAAGGAAUUAACCCUCCUCCUUUAUAGUCUAAUUAUAUUAAUCUUCAAGUUGUUUUUAAAGUAACACUAUUCAUGUUUUUUGUCGUACUGGCCAGUCAAAGAAAUUUUAUGUUUAUACUCAAAGGGUCAUGUAAGUUAUUUCUUUUAAUCAAAAACCAGUAUUAAUAAUUAUAGAAGUAUCGUACUUCUUCAAAGUUCUAAGAAAACACUAAGGUGAGCUCUAUUUUACAUGAAAUGCGAGUCCAAAAAUUGGUAUUCCUUUGAUAUCCUGAUCUUUUCUGAAACUUUACCACAACAAGGCAUAAAAGAACGAGUCUUUAUAAUAACAUAAGAGUAGAAUGCAGUGGUUGACAGUUUAUAUUUUUUAUGCAUGUACAAUUUUGAUUGUAAAAGGUUUAUUGAGUUAAACAGAUCUGAUGAUAAUAAAUAUUUGUAAGUUUUCCCCAGUUCUGUAAUUAUGGAGUUUCACCAAGUACUGAGGGUUGUAAGUAGUAAGUACAUUGCUUACAAAUUAACCUUCUGUAAGUUAUGAUUUUAUGUCAUCACAGUAUAAUCACAUGUUUAUAAUUUAUUUACUGAUAUUACAUCAGGUUAUCCAUGAAUCUUUCUCCCACUGUAAGCCAUCUGAGCACAUUAAGUAAAAAAUGGUAGCAGCGAGAUAUCAAAGUUAACUGGUCAGCAGUUCCAUCAGGCCUACUCCGUUGGAGAUUGUUGAAAAUGAAGUGUUUGUUCAUCCUGAAAUUUUGUAAAACUUUUUCUUACUGUUGUGGUUUAGGAUUUGUUCUUUAGAGCAGCAACCCAAGAAUCACAAGUAACUGUGGAAGAAGAGUUCUCUAUAUUUGUUUAAUUCAGGCAAUGUCCGAGACACUCGUGCCCAAAUUCCAUCUUGAUACAGAAAACCAGAACAAUUCAUGGUUUUGAAGGUACUUUAUCCAUUGUGAAGUAAUAUUGAAUUAGAACAAUAUCUGCAGUAGGAUUUAUUAAAUAUAAAUUUCCAGAAAUAUCAAAAAGAAUAAAAUCUUCGUAAACAA
This is a messenger RNA of Limulus polyphemus (Atlantic horseshoe crab), 2563 nucleotides long. RefSeq names its product zinc transporter 6-like. The record is from RefSeq and is a predicted model, not a curated record. Lineage: Eukaryota; Metazoa; Arthropoda; Merostomata; Xiphosura; Limulidae. Gene Ontology annotation, cellular component: membrane. Gene Ontology annotation, biological process: transmembrane transport; monoatomic cation transport. The coding region runs from base 207 to 1559 and encodes 450 amino acids. Gene Ontology annotation, molecular function: monoatomic cation transmembrane transporter activity. The transcript has 14 exons.